GGGACCCCUGCUGCUGGAUCUGGAUGCAGCAGCGGCUGCACAGUAAGAGGGGGAAAAGGGAGCGCUGCAGAGUUUUUGUCUUUCUGGCUGUGUUGCGCCGUGCAGUCAGCUCCCGGUGCCCCCACUGACAGCCCAAGAUUGAUGGAUAGGACUGUGCAUCGCACAAAACAUCAAUUCUGUCCUGCUUUCUCUUUCAUUCUGAGCCUCGCAUCCUCAUCACUCCUCCCUUAUCCCCCCCCACCACCACCCUCGUCUAGCUCCCUCUCCCUCCCUCUCUCCCCUACUGAUGCUGCUCCAGGUCCCACGCCGGUUCCUCUCUUCCUCACUAGUUUCCACAAGGCACCUUUAAAGCCGACAGAGAGCAUGCUGUGAGGCAGCAAGGCAGCAAGGCGAGCGGAUUGCUAUUUUCGUGAAAGCCUUUUUUUUUUCUGUCUGGCAGGGUGCGUGAGAGCCGGGGAGCUGGACUGGACUGUGGUAUUCCGUGGGAGAGGAGGUGGACGGGGAGCAGAGGGGAGAAGUGAGGUGCGGGUCGGACAGAUGGAGGACGGUGGUACCCAGCACUUGGGAUGCUGCGUGGUUGACAUGAAAGAGCUGAGCGCCGACCCUGAAGGACUGAGUGCUGCCGCCGGGACUAUACCUGCGAAGCUGCAGCAGUUGGAGUUCAGCAUUGCCUGUAAUGAUCUGCCGGCCUCGGGCAGAGACAGGAAGCCCAAUGCUUUGGUCCAGGUGGCUGUCAUAGAUCCCCAGAGGCAGCAGCUCGUCUUCCAUGCCUGCACAGAAAUAGUGGAGGCAAACAAAGACCCGCUGUUUCUGACGGGAGUGACCUUCCCUUCAGAGUAUCCUGACAGCCAAGACGCGCUGGUCAAACUGACUGUGUAUGAUGCAAAACACAAGAGCCAAGAAUCAGUGACUGGCGAGAGCAGCUGAGUCCUCUGGUGAGCAGACUAAAGGAGUGUGUGUUGGAGGUGGUGGAGAAAGCAAAGAGAGCAAUGACCUUCGUCCUCCUGCAGGAGGCAGCGUGCAGCAUACCUCAAGGCUUUCACCUGCAGCAGAGGAGAGACGUAGUCUUCAGUCAGGCACUGGCAGCGCUGGCGUGUGGCUUUGUGAUGAGGUUGUACGCAGGCUUGCAGGACAAAGACUUCCUGAGGCAACUCCACCUUGUUGGCCUGGUGGCACAGUUUGAGAGCCUGCUGAGUACUUACAGUGAAGAGAUCGGGAUGCUGGAGGACAUGGAGGUUGGAAUCUCUGACCUGCAGAAAGUCGUUUUCAAGAUCACAGAGGCCAAAACGGACGACCUCAGUGAGCUGCAGCCUUCAGUUUGUGGCCGACGAAACCACUUCACUGUCGAAGUGCCAUUACCACAAGUGAUUUUUCAGACCUUGCCAGAGGAGAUCAAGGAGGGCAAGCCUCUGCGAGUUUUCCCUGUGCUGUUUAACGUGGGCAUCAACGAGCAACAAACUAUAGCAGAGAGGUUUGGAGACAUCUCUCUGCAAGAAAGAAUAAACCAGAAGAACUUUGAGAUUUUAGAAGCCUAUUAUAAAACAUUAAGAGAAAAGGUGCCGCUAGAAUGUCUACCAUGUUUUCAGACACAGGCUGACAUUAAGGAAUUACUUGAAACGCUGGGCCAGAAUGUAGUUACAAAGAAGAGGAAGAAUGUGGAAAUACUGUGGAUUGCUGGAACUAUUUGCCGAAGGUUGAACGGAAUCCGGUUUACCAGCUGUAAAAGUGCCAAAGACCGAACAUCCAUGUCUGUCACCUUAGAGCAGUGCGCCCUCCUGAGGGAUGAGCACCAGCUCAGCAAGGACUUCUUCGUGCGAGCUCUGGACUGCAUGCGAAGAGAAGGAUGUCGGAUUGAGAACGUUCAAAAGAAUAUUAGAUGCAGGAAAUACGCCUUCAACAUGUUGCAGCUGAUGGCCUUCCCCAAAUGCUACCGACCUCCAGACGGGACCUACGGAAAAGUUGAUUCCUGAGGACAUGUGGCAUGCAGUGUGUAAAUAAAUACUCUUUUUUUGUUAUCCAGCAAAUAAAUAUAAAUGCUUAUAAAUAAGAAUGACUAGGUAGAGUGUUUUGUUGUUGAACUUGUAUUUAUAUAAGCAGGGUACAAUUAUUACCUAGAAAGGAAUCUAGAUUUGACAAACAUGUUGCUUUUAAAGCAAAUGCACUUUUAACGUUUAUGCUCCAUUUCCCACGGCCCUGGUGGCCAUUCAGAGCACUAUGCCACGUAUAUCUGUGUCUGUGUGUGUUUGUGUAGAUGAAAAUUAUUUUUUUUACACCAUUCACCAUUCUGAUGCUCAACAAUGGCUAGAUCUGCAUAUUUUUUCUAUUGUUGUUUUUGUUGUAUAAACUCAAGAAAAAAUCGCCUCAUUUAAAAACAAAGAGUUUGAUCAUGUUUUAUGAAGCUGUUUUAUAAAGAUUGUUAUAAUAUGGACAUGUAGCUUUAAGUAUGCAUAUUUGGCAUAGUUAUCUGUUUUUUAUAUAAUACAUAGAUCAUAAUUUAUGCCACUUGUAUUAUCUAUAUAUAUUUUUUUAUUCAUCUGUUUAAAACGACUUCAUUUUAGAUGAUAGUGACUGUAAACUAUAUCUGUGUUGUAGCUGGAUUACUGUUGGUCAUUUUUUACAAAUGCAAACUUGUUACAAUUUUGUUAUUGAGUCAGAAUAAUAUAAACAAGGAAAUAAGAAUCUUUUUAAUCCUUUUAAUAAAAAAUGCUUUCAACAAGGAA
This is a messenger RNA of Fundulus heteroclitus (mummichog), 2720 nucleotides long. RefSeq names its product inositol polyphosphate-4-phosphatase type II B. Gene Ontology annotation, molecular function: phosphatidylinositol-3,4-bisphosphate 4-phosphatase activity. Lineage: Eukaryota; Metazoa; Chordata; Actinopteri; Cyprinodontiformes; Fundulidae. The record is from RefSeq and is a predicted model, not a curated record. Gene Ontology annotation, cellular component: cytoplasm.